CAAAUCUCGAGAGUCAUGGCACUGUAAGCAUUCGGGUGUAACAAGAUAUGUGGCACAUUGUUUGCAAUGGCAAUGUUUGGUGCUGCGCAAUCUCGCAUCGACAGGGAGCGUGAUGAUUUUAAAGAGACCAUACGCAAUCGCGAAGACGACAUCCGCCGGCUCGCCUCCUCCCAUCAUGACGAGGCCUUACCUUGCGCAUUCUUUCAGCCGUCUAAGCACGACAACUAUAUAGCACGCGGGUCUUUCAAUAUCUGCUUCUUUGUCCAAUUCUGCUCUGGUGAGAGGUGGGUUGUUCAAAUACCCCUACGACCAUGCCUGGCAAUCUCACUACAGAGCAAAGUAGACAGUGAGGUUGCGACUAUGUCCCUCAUUGCAGAAAGGACAAGCAUUCCCAUCCCCAGGGUUCUCGCGUACUCAUGCAAUGAGACAGCCGACCCAUUGUCAACAUUUAUUAUCAUGGAAUAUGUUGGAGGCGAAAAGCUCUCGGCAGAACGAUUAAAGCACGCGACGGAAACACAGAAGAAGAAUCUCUACACAUCCCUCGCCAGCGUCUACAUACAGCUCCGGCGGCUGGAAUUUCCCGCUAUAGGUCGACUUGCCCGAUGUACCAAAGGGGAGUUUGAGGUUUCGAAUCAAGCUUUGACUGUGGACACGAAUGGUCUUCAGCUUGAGGGUUUGAACUCAUUUGCCACGCAAUCAUCUUAUCAUGACAAGAGGGAUGUGUUGAUAUCAGCAAAUGAAUAUAUAGCCAUGAGGCUACAAAUCAGCUGGAAUGCAUUCCUGAAAAGUCGGACCAGUAUUGAACACGGCAUGGGCGCUAAUGUUCUCUAUCAUCAACACCUUUUCCAUCAACACGCGAAGAAAUGGGCAAAUCCAACCCUCGACCUAGGUCCAUUCGUCCUGGUCCACGGAGAUCUAGGGCCCCAGAACCUCAUGGUCGACGACGGCCUGAGAAUCACCGCCGUAAUUGAUUGGGAAUGGAGUCGUGUGGUGCCCAUUCAGUUCUUCACUCCCCCGUUAUGGCUCACCUGUCGAGAUACGGUUUCCCUUUCUGCACCCAGCACAUACAAACUCUACCUGAUGAAGGGAUUGUCAGAUUUCCUCCGUGUUGUUGAAGCCCGGGAGCUGGAUAUGUUUCAAGAUGACUUGCUCUUCAGAGAGUGGAACACUCGAAAGGAAGACGGCAGGCCCCUUGUGGCCAAUGCUUUAGAGAAUUGGACCGAUAUUGACUGGUUCGCCUCUCGGUAUUUAAGCCAGGGGAAGGAUGAUGACGUGGACAAACAUGUCAAGGCCUUCAUCGAGGCUGAUCCAAUCCGUGGGUCUAUUGUUCGAAUGAAGGAGGACGAUGCUGUCGCAUAUGAGGCGGAGCUCCAGCAGCUCAAGGAUGACGAGCCUAGAUACGAUUCGAGCAGCGAAAGCCAGAGUAUUGCGGGCAAACUUCUACGCUAUCGGACUGGUAUUUCAAGCAUGGCCGCUGCUUUUCUGCCAUCAAAGCACACUAAAUUGUGGACGGUACAAAGCACACCUAUGGUUGCAGUGGCAAGUGUGGUUGUUCUUGGUGGACUCUUAAUAGGAAAACGGAUGGUGGCUGCCCCCAAUCUUCUAGCUCGCUAA
Molecule: messenger RNA, 1614 nt
Organism: Ilyonectria robusta
Lineage: Eukaryota; Fungi; Ascomycota; Sordariomycetes; Hypocreales; Nectriaceae
Product: phosphotransferase enzyme family protein
Exons: 2
Coding region: 67-1614 (515 amino acids)
Source: RefSeq, a predicted model, not a curated record